Plectropomus leopardus (leopard coralgrouper) is the source of this 6470-nucleotide messenger RNA. RefSeq names its product SH3 and multiple ankyrin repeat domains 3b (gene shank3b). NCBI's taxonomy places the organism in Eukaryota, Metazoa, Chordata, Actinopteri, Perciformes, Serranidae. The record is from RefSeq and is a predicted model, not a curated record. Gene Ontology annotation, molecular function: ionotropic glutamate receptor binding; synaptic receptor adaptor activity. Gene Ontology annotation, cellular component: postsynaptic membrane; postsynaptic density; dendritic spine.
UCCAUCCGUCCUUUUCUUUUUCAGUUUAUCAUCAUGGAGAACGAGUCGGUGAUCUUCUGGGAUGGGCAGGGCAGCUCCCAGAAUACAAUCUGAAACUCCGAGACCUCUGCUGCAGGAUUACUACACAUUAACUGCAGUCAUACUACAGUAACGACUCCAACAUUUACUACAAAACUACUUCACCUGCCGCGGAUUCAAGUACGAGAGAAACCACAGCAUCUUUGGAAACUACUUUAUCUGCUACAGAAAGUACUCACUCUACUACUAAUACAAGUACUCGCAGGAUUACAACAAUCCACCAAAGGUCCAACCAAUCAAAACCCAACCAGAGACACAAGAACCUGGCACCUCAGGCUGGACCAGAACCAGAAGCCAAACCAGUACCGGACCAGUAAGCCAGUCAGACUCUGUUGAGUGGAUCACACCAGGCCAGGACAGACCAGAAGAGACCAGUAGAAAUCAGUAAAGGCCAUUGGAAAAGUUUGAUGGGACUGCUGACGAUAGCCACAUGCCUCUGAGUCCGGCUGCUGACACCAAACAUGAUCGCCCGCGGCAACAGGCGGUUACUAACGGCAACCCGACAGGCUCUGCUGUUGCCAGGGACGACGACGCGGAUGACACGCCCCCUGGAAACAGCAUUGUCGUCCGCAUUGGCAUCCCGGACCUGCAGCAGACGAAGUGUUUGCGGUUGGACCCAGAGUUACCAGUUUGGACCAGUAAGCAGAGGGUUCUGGUGACGUUGACUCAGUCUCUGUCGGAUGUUUUGAACUAUGGUCUCUUCCAGCCGGCGUUCAACGGCCGAGCCGGAAAGUUUCUGGACGAGGAGCUGCUGAAGGAGUAUCCCCUCCCUCCCAUCACGCCAAUCCCAUACCUGGAGUUUCGUUAUAAGAGGAGAGUUUACACGCAGAGCUACGUGGAUGACAAACAGCUGGCCAAGCUGCACACCAAGGCAAACCUGAAGCGUUUCAUGGAACAUGUCCAUCAGAAGAAUGUGGAGAAGGUUUCCAAAUGGUUGGAAGGCCUGGACCCCAACUUCCACGACUCCGACACCGGGGAGUGUCCUCUGACUCUGGCCGUCCAGCUGGAGGAGAGCUGUGACCUGAUUAAAGUCCUGCGCAGUGGAGGAGCUCACUUGGACUUCAGGACCAGAGACGGUAUCACCGCCCUGCACCGGGCCGUCCUCUGCAGGAACAGCGCCUCUCUCACUACUCUCCUGGACCUCGGAGCGUCUCCAGACUACAAGGACAGCAGAGGUCUGACGCCCCUCUAUCACUCUGCCAUGGUGGGCGGCGCCCCCUACUGCUGUGAGCUGCUGCUGCAGGACCACGCCACCAUUGGGAUGACUGACGAGAACGGGUGGCAGGAAAUCCACCAGGCAUGUCGCUAUGGUAACGUGCAGCACUUGGAGCACCUGCUGUUCUAUGGUGCUGACAUGAGUUCCCAGAAUGCAUCUGGAAACACCGCACUGCACCUCUGUGCUCUCUACAACCAGGACAGCUGUGCCAGAGUGUUGCUGUUUAGAGGAGCAAAUAAAGACAUCAAAAAUUACAACAAUCAGACUGCCUUUCAGGUGGCGAUAAUUGCUGGGAACUUUGAACUUGCAGAAAUCAUUAAGAUCCACAAAACCUCUGACGUUGUUCCCUUCAGAGAAACUCCAUCCUACACAAAACGCCGCAGAACCGGCGUGAGCAGGACGACGGCCGGAAAUGGUCUGGCUUCUCCGCGCUCUCUGAUUCGCUCAGCCAGCGACAACGCUUUGGAAAGCCCCGCCUCCUCUCCUGGCCCCUCCCUCCAAAGCCUGGAAACACACCAUGACACGCACACACAUUCGCUACGACGACACACACGCCGGCUCAGCCCGAGCGGCGGAGGUCAUGUGGAGACCAGCCCCCCCUCCUCCCCUCCCUUAACCCCGCAGAUGAGGAAGAGGAGGCUGUACAGCGCUGUACCGGGGCGCACCUUCAUCGCCACCCGCUCCCACGUCCCCCAGGGGACCGGAGAGAUCCAGCUGCACCGAGGAGAGAGGGUCAAAGUUCUGUCCAUAGGUGAAGGAGGAUACUGGGAAGGAAGUGUGAAAGGAAGAACUGGCUGGUUUCCUGCCGACUGUGUUGAGGAAGUCCAGAUGAGACAAUACGACCCGAGACUGGAGACGAGAGAGGACCGCACCAAGAGACUGUUCAGACAUUAUACUGUAGGAUCCUAUGACAACUACACCUCCUACAGUGACUAUGUGAUCGAGGAGAAGACGGCCGUGCUGCAGAAGAGAGAGAGCGAGGGAUUCGGCUUCGUCCUCAGAGGAGCUAAAGCUGAGACCCCCAUCGAGGAAUUUGCCCCCACCCCGGCGUUCCCCGCCCUCCAGUACCUGGAGUCAGUGGACCAGGGGGGCGUGGCCUGGAGGGCGGGGCUACGGACCGGAGACUUCCUCAUAGAGGUGAACGGAGCCGACGUGGUGAAGGUGGGUCACCGGCAGGUCGUCUCUCUGAUCCGACAGGGUGGAAGUCGACUGCUGAUGAAAGUUGUGUCUGUUUCCAGGAAAUCUGAAACCAACCUGAUCAGGAAGAAAGCCCCGCCCCCUCCAAAACGAGCUCCCAGCACCUCGUUGACCCUCCGAUCCAAGUCCAUGACCGCUGACCUGGAGGACAUAGCCAGGAGGAGACGCUACGAGAAACUGGACGAGAUGUUAGCCGGGGGUCAACAGGAAGUUGUUCUGAGGGCUCGACCGGCAGACGACUUCAGAGCGGCGACAGUGAAACAGAGACCGACCAGCCGAAGAAUCACACAGGCUGAGAUUAACUCGUUGUUUGAGCGUCAGGGUUUGGUGCCCCCUUCAGCUCCAGAGAAAAGCACCAUGGCUUUACCCCGAGGGAUGUCCAGAACCAAGAGCUUUGGUACACCUGAGGACGACAGGAUCUCGGCAUUGAUCAACGAAAGUCGUUUUCCACGGAGCUCCUCGUUGACGGAUAGCUUCAUCCCUCCGCCUCCUCAGACAGCUCCACCUCCUCCCCCCUCCGCCACUUCCUCCAGCUCACCGCUCUUCCUCCUCGACUCUGGCCCACCGCCGUCCUUCCUCCCCCCUCCUCCUCCAGCCAGAGGGGAGGGGCUAACCCGCUCCAGCUUCAAGCCAGGGGCGGAGCCGAGGCUCCAGGAGCUCUCUGAUUCGCCAACGAGGAGCCACGCCCAUGCAGAGCGUCAAAGAAAGGCGAGGUCGAUGAUCAUCCUGCAGGAUACGCCGCCGCAGCUGCAACCUGAUGCGCAUGCUGCCGCCACACACGCGCUGCACACCGCCACACACACAGCCACGCACACGCUUCAUACUGCCACACACACCUCCACGCUGUCUCUCCACAGCACAAGCCCCGCCCUCGGUCACUCACCGCUGUCACGCCGCCGAGGACGACCAAUAGAAAACCCUUAUGCUAAUGUUGGACAGCAAGCUCCGCCCUCCAAGCCGCAGAGGAGAAAGUCACCUUUGUUGAAACAACUUCCUGUAGAGGAGCAGGGACUUGGAAUCAAAGAUCAGGAUCUGUUGAAAGCAGAUGGGGGCGGACCCAGCAGCCCCAGUAGGGCUGAGCUGUACCAGCAGCAGGUCCUUUCAGAGCGGGCUCGGGUUCAGGGUCGCAGGUCGUCUCUCUUCCUGUCUGUGGAGGGAGCGGGGUCAGAAAAUCAAGUGCCGCCCCUCCUGACUCAGAGCCAUUCGAUGGACGACCUCGGCGAGCUACCUCCUCCAGCCCCGGUUCUGUCGCCAUCACCAACGCCUCACACCUUCCUCCAUCCGCUGACGGGGAAACCUCUAGACCCCUCAUCUCCACUUGCCCUGGCUCUUGCUGCAAGAGAACGAGCGCUCACCGCCCGCACGCCAAGCCCAGAGCCUCGACUUAAACACAUGUCUGCCUCCACCACACCCAUACCCACCCCAGCUGCCAGCCCUGAGGGCAGACACAAGCGCACACCUAUCACCACCCCGCAGAGCAGCCCAGAGCCACGAUCAAAACGCACCACCCCUCAGACAAGCCCUGAGCAGCGAACCAAGCGCACCACUCCUCAGACCAGUCCUGAGCUAAGGCAUAAACGCAUAACCCCGCCUUUGUUCCCUGACGGACAGGUGGAGCGUCCAGAAACAGAGGGAGGAGUGACAUCUCCUGCCGGCCCCUCCCCUGAGCGUUGGAGACCCACCCCCUUACCAUCGCUGGCCAAUGAGACUCAUGCUCUGAUUGACAGGCGAAGAAGCCUCACAGUGGGCAGCUCAGAGGAGGACGGCGGGGCCUACACAGUUACUCUCCCACCGGCGUUGUUAUCGUCCAGUGAUGAGGAGACUAGAGAGGAGCUCCGCAGAAUCGGCCUAGUAACUCCACCUGCUGCCUUUGCCAGUUCUUCUGCCCCUCCUCCCCCAUCCUCCCUCACUUUGUUGCCUCGGCGAGGCGUGGAUGGAGGGGGAGUAGAGGGUGGUCCUGACUCCCUGGGUAGACGAGGAGAUGAGGAGGAAGGAGGUGACGAACGGCUCCUCGACAGCUCCUCCUCCCCCAGUUCACUUCCUCCCUCCAUAACCUUGGCUUCCCCUCCUGCUCCAUCCUCCCCCUCCUCUCCUCCUGCCACUCACCCUUCCCCCUCCUCCCCGGCCACCUCCCCAAUUGCUCUUAAACCACGCCUUCGUUCACCAAUCGGUCGGGGCCGCUCGGCGCUCCGGGACCCGCUGCUGAAGCAAUCGUCAGACAGUGAGCUCCUCCCAUCUGCUGCAUCCUCCUCCUCCCCUUCCUCGCCACUGUGUUCCUCCCCCACCAGUGGCGGUGGACGGCAGCCACGCUAUCUGUUCCAGAGGAGGUCCAAGCUGUGGGGGGGUGGGGAUGACCGUGAGGAGCGGCGGGGCUUCAGCCCGGACGACGUGGGACGUCCAGCGGCACUGGGAGGUCAGGGAUCGGGGUCAGCUGUGGAUCUGACCAGCCGGUCGGCAUCAGCACUGGAGCUGAGUGGCAGAGCUGGGUCUGGACUGGAUCUGGCGAAUCGGCUACAGCUGCUCAACAAAGACAGUCAUUCUCUGGGGGAGGAGCCGAGUCCCCUUGACCCGGGUCGGAGGUCACCAGUAGGAGGUGCCAGAUGUGUGGACAAUGGAGAGAGUAAAUCGUUGUUCUCCAGUCUUGGUGAACUCCACACUAUCUCCCAGCGAGGUUACGGCGCCAGCUACACAGUCCGACCAGGAAGCCGCUACCCUGUCACUCGCCGGAGCCCCUCCCCCUCUCCCUCCCCAUCUGAUAGGUCUAUAGGGCUAGCUUCCUCCACCGCCCCGUGCUCCGAAAGGCCAGAUCUGAGCUCGGGUCGAGGUCUAACCAUCCUGAAGUCGUCCAGUCUUAGCCUUCCCUCUGAACCAAAAGAGGUUCGGUUUGUGAUGCGAAGCGCCAGUGCACGAACCAGGUCCCGUUCACCCUCACCUUCACCCCACGCCUCACCCUGCCCCUCACCGGUCCUCAGCGGGCCCCUUUUGGCCCUUCGGCCAUGGAGGCAGCGGCCCCUUAACCUGUGGAAUAAAUAUGACGUGGGUGACUGGCUGGAGAGUGUGGGCCUGGCCGAACACCGCCAGCGCUUCCAGGAGCACGAGAUUGAAGGCUCCCAUCUCCCCGCCCUCACCAAGGAGGACUACGUGGAGCUGGGGGUCACCAGGCUAGGACAUCGAAUCAACAUCGAGAGGGCACUCAGACAGCUGCUGGAUGGUUCCACUUGACCCCUCACCUCCGACCGCUAACCUCUAGACAUCCUGAACUGUGACCUCAUAACCCCUGACCUCUGGUCAGACACCAGGCCAUCUCUUUGACUAGGAUAUCUUAGCAGUGACUUAAUCUUUAGACCUUUUUACCAACGUGGCGCCCUCUCUGAGUGAUCUCGCUGGCCUUUUGGCUUAUCAGCUCUUUGAUCAACCCAAAUGGCCUGGUAGCACCAAGGUCUGUGUCCAGUAGUUAGCUUUAAUGUUAUUUUAGAUCUCCAAGAUUUGGUUUGACCUCAGUUAGUGUCCAGUGCCUCCUGUUUAUGCCAUAUAAAACCUUAUUUAUCUUUUUAAAGGUAAAAAGAACUAAAAAUGGACCACCAAGCGUUAUCUGAGUUACUGCUGUCAGAACACCAAUAGGAGACAACGAGGUUGCCAUAAAUCUUACUUUUUUCUUCUGUUUGAAGCCUUUUUGCACAGAUUUUUCACCAAAAGUGCAAGUCAAACCACAAACAGAGCACAGCCAUAAUUUCCAAUCAGCUGCAGAAGACAUAACUGCUUACUUUCAGAUUUUGCAGCCAAAAGUUGAUAUACAUCGGACUUACCUCUAAAUAUACCAACCAAUCCCAACACAGAAAUUUGAUUCUGGCCUGAGAUUUAAGUUAAGGCAGUGAAAAUCUGCAGUAGAAACUAACCAUCCCGACUAAUGUUACCAUUUUGUACGACAACAAACUGAUACUGAGGGUGAAGAAUGGCUAAAAAAUAUGCAAAAGUAGAA